UGAAUGUAGUAUGUAAGCCUAAAUCAAAAUGUUUUAAUAUACAUGAAAUACUUGUGCAAAUAUUUACUUUGUUCUACUAACUAAAAUAUAUGUAAUUCAAGCAUGGUGGGGUGAAUUUCUUUAGCUCUGACAUGUUUGGUGUAGUAAGAUACACAUAGACUAAGUGUUUAUUCUGUUUAUUCUGAUGCUCCCUGUCUUCUGAGAUCAUAUUUGACCCAGGUAUUUCUUCAGACAGGUUUCACUGUCAUGGUCCAAUCCUAGUGUUCUGUUGUUCCGGUCCGUGUGCUAAGCUCAGCACAUUCGUGUGGGUGUGGCAGGUACUGAAGAGACGAUUAGCUGACUUUUAAUUUCUAAUAAAAAUAUGACUAUUCAUUUUAUAGUGAAAAAAACAGUAGUUAUAUCAUUUAGUUCAUGGGAGACUUAAAUGAUUUUUAAUAAUUCAUGUUUUUUUGUACCAAAGAGUAUUAUAUUACUGCUGACUUUUAGUGUCAUAGUACCUUGUGGUAGUUUCUCUACAAGGUUUAAAGGGAUAUGCCAGUUUUGUUCCCCUAGUACUAUGCCUAAGAAAUAAUUUCUGCAAAUGCUUUAAGGGGAAUGCCUCCACAAGACCUUAAGUACCGUUUACAUAUUAUGAGGAUUGGUCAGUUUCAUUGUCUUCUUUUGUCAAUUUUGAUUCGAGAUCGCAGAGUAAGUCUAUAAGCCUGCAUGUGCCUGGCAACUGUUACCUAGUGACAGUUUCAGCUGCAGUAGCCAUUGGCUGUGCUGUAGAUUGGGGCAGGAGGACGAGUCACCUUUCUGAUGGUGAGUUCUUCUCCAUCAGCUCAGGAGGAGGAGGAAGAGGAAGGGGAGGGGGAGGAGGAAGAGCAGCAGCAGCAGACAGUGGCUCAGGUGGAGGCAGCAAGACUGAGAAACUGUAAAGAGUCUCCCAGCAGCUUCCCGAUAGCUGCACCACAGUGAAUCGGACUUCUGAAUCUCGCAACCCAGUCUCGCAGCCGAUCAGAGUGAAUGCACAUGAGAAGCAUCACCUUACUCCUGUAACGAGAACUAUUUUCUGAUAAGUGGAACUCAGCAUGUCCAAGGAGGACUAGCCCGUGGCUGACAGAAAAGGACUCGCCUGAAUGAUGUGUUGCUGCACGAGACAAUAACUUUGAGAAGAAUGCUUUCUGUUAAGCUGCCACAUUGUUCCUGAAGGAAAGGUUUUCAUUUCUAGUGCAUGCUAGUUCUUCAAAAGCUGUGACAACAAAGAGUGACAAGAGACUCCCUGAAUUGUUUAUACUUGGGGAAAAGACUUUGGCAAAUGUUAACACGGUGCCAGAAUGACCUUGGAAGCCUUUCGGAUGGAUUCUGCCCUGCCACAAUCGCAGUAUGUCAGAGUCCAGGAUUUAAAUCAAUCUUGAUGUUUUGAGCUCACCCUCCUCCCUUAUCCCCCAAAGCUGAGAUGUGUCACUGGUGAACUAAGGCUGAUGAAGAGACCUGAGCACACUGUGGGAUGCUCAGCUGUAAUACAGGCACUGGCACUUUCUACUGAAGCAGGUUCUGAGACACUGAUUUGCAGAGUUUAACAGAUGCUGGCCCGGGCACCUGCUUGUUGGAGCCAAAGCUGCAAACUCCCUUAAUUUCAAGCCAUGAAUGAAUCCAGGUGGACUGAAUGGAGGAUCCUGAACAUGAGCAGUAGCAUUGUGAAUGUGUCCGAGCACCACUCCUGCCCUCUUGGAUUUGGUCACUACAGUGUGGAGGAUGUCUGCAUCUUUGAGACAGUUGUCAUUGUCUUGCUGACAUUUCUGAUCAUCUCUGGGAAUUUAACAGUCAUCUUUGUCUUUCACUGUGCUCCGCUGUUACACCAUUAUACUACCAGCUACUUUAUACAGACCAUGGCAUAUGCUGACCUCCUCGUUGGAGUUACCUGCUUGGUUCCUACUCUGUCCCUUCUUCAUUACUCUACAGGUGUCCAUGAGUCAUUGACUUGCCAGGUGUUUGGAUAUAUUAUUUCAGUUCUAAAAAGCGUGUCUAUGGCAUGUCUUGCUUGCAUCAGUGUGGAUCGAUAUCUUGCAAUAACCAAGCCUCUAUCCUACAAUCAACUGGUCACUCCUUGUCGCCUGAGAAUUUGCAUUAUUAUGAUUUGGAUUUACUCCUGCCUAAUUUUCUUGCCUUCCUUUUUUGGCUGGGGCAAACCUGGUUACCAUGGUGACAUUUUUGAAUGGUGUGCCACAUCUUGGCUUACCAGUGCCUAUUUUACUUGCUUUAUUGUUUGUUUACUUUAUGCUCCUGCUGCCUUGGUUGUCUGCUUCACUUACUUUCACAUUUUCAAAAUUUGCCGGCAGCACACCAAAGAGAUAAAUGACCGGAGGGCCAGAUUCCCUAGCCACGAGGUAGAGGCCUCUAGGGAAGCAGGACACAGCCCUGACCGUCGCUACGCCAUGGUUUUAUUUAGGAUAACUAGCGUGUUUUACAUGCUGUGGCUUCCGUAUAUUAUUUACUUUCUUCUAGAAAGUUCUCGUGUCUUGGACAACCCCACACUGUCCUUCUUAACCACCUGGCUUGCAAUAAGCAAUAGUUUUUGUAACUGUGUAAUAUACAGUCUCUCCAACAGUGUUUUCCGCCUUGGCCUCCGAAGGCUUUCUGAAACAAUGUGCACAUCUUGUGUGUGUGCGAAGGAUCAGGAAGCACAAGAUCCCAAACCUAGGAGACGGGCAAAUUCCUGCUCCAUUUGAAGAGAAUUACGUAGUAAAUCAAAUGUAAUGUGACAGUGGUUUUGGAUUUAUUCUUGAUUCAUUUGGAAAUUUGCCCUAAAGAAAUAUUUAUGUGAAUAGUUGACCAUGAAGUGAAGAAUGAGAUUAAAGAUCUUUUUUAUUUCCUUUUGUGCAAGUCAAAAAGAAUGGGAAAGGAUUUUUGAAGAAUAAUCUUAUAAGAGAAUUACAGGUUGUGAAUAUAUGUUCAGUGUUUGAUCCUCAUCACUGAUGAUAGAAGAGGAACUUCAAGUCUACAAAAUAGGAGCAGACCCCUUGGUAUCUCUCUCUGUGUGUCCUCUCUGCCUGUGUGUCUGUCUUCUAUUUAGUCUUAUUCUCUGUUCUUACUCCUUAGACUUGUGGGAGUUACUGUUUGUUAACUUCCCUUUAUGAGAAGUGCUAAUACGUAUCUGUGGCCAAGUGUCGCCUUGCCGUCAGUGUUGAGACAUGUCAGUCUACAUGAGUUGUGUUGCCUUUAGAGAGGAUGCACAGUGUUACCUUUUGUUAUCUGUCAUACAACCCCUGUGCCUAUGUUCAUGUCAUCAUCCCCAUAGCUCAGAUUUCUACUACAAACAGAACUGAGCAGUAUCUUUUCUUCUGUGUAGGAGGCCAUUUUGUUUUCUCUCCCUUUUCCAGCACCUGCUAUUGCUCUUUCAGUUUGUCUCCAAUCUUGUGAGACACAUUCUAGAAGUGUCUUAGCUGAUGAAAGAAUCCUCUGUAUGAGGCAGUCAAGAGGGUAAACAAGUUAUUUUUCAAACAAAGCAAUCUAGCAGCUGGGAGGUUGUAUUUAAUACCUCAGUGGAUUUUGAAAACAUUUUUACCAGCUUUCCUUUGAAGUUAGUUUGGGUGCCUAAAGUAAAGUCCUCUUGGUUAUAGUGAAGAUUUUUUUUUAAAUUUUCUCUAUAAAGCCCACAAUAAUACUAAUGCAGAUGCAGAUUACUCCCCAGUAAUGAUAUAUUACUCUGUGUGCUACCCAAGAUGCCCUUUAGAAAAAGCCUGACACUGCAAUGAUAGCCUAGGUCUGCAGCAGUUCACUGUCACGUCCAUUAUUCCUUUGUGUUGUAUGUAUUUGCAUAUUCUAUAUUUUUUACAAAAAUAUAAGUUAUUUUACAUGAUCUGUGCCUAAUAUUUUCUUAGCACAAUUCAGAUAUUAAUGCUGUUUAAGGUGUCAACAUUGAAAAACAUAUAUAUGGACUACCUUUAAAGUGAAAAUACUUUUGUGUCAUUGUUAUUCAGAUAUUUAUACUAGAUGAGCUGCUUUCUUACAGUUGCUGGGAAUGUAGUAUACUUAUAAAAAGCAGUUAGAUAUGUCAGUAUUUUGUUUUCUAAUGGUCUGUUUUCAAAUGCAGAGAUGAAGUUAUUUUUUAGUGUGCUACCUGAGUGUACUAAUAAGUUGGGGGUUGAGGCUCAGCCAUAGUAAAGCGGAUGUGAGCAGAGCAGCUUGUGUUCUUACUCUAUAAACUCUUGACUGGAAGAGGUUUGAUACUUUCUACCACACUGCUGAGGAGUUUUCUUCAGACUUUUGUGUUUUAUGAAAAGUAUUUAAUGAAGCGUGCCUAUGACUCUGACACAGAAGCCCACCAUGUCUGCACCCUGGUGUUUUUACUUCAGCAGUCUGUUAAAGAAAUGUUGUCACUUUAUUAAGGUUGUUUUGAACCCCUGUAUAUUUUUAAAUAUGUAAGAAAGGUUUAAAAUAAAUAAUAAAAUAGUAUUCUAUAUAUCAAAACCAGAUUUUAUAUCAGUUUACUGAAACUCCAGGAAUCAGAGUUCCUUGGGAAAUCAGAAUCAAAUUGUUGUGUACGUCAUAGAUGAGGGUUGUGUGGAGUCUUAUUUCCUGUUUGCCAGUGAUAUCAUAGAUGAAUUGAGGUGUACCAUUUUAAACAGUAUUUCUAUUUCUUCACAUAUGAUAAAUAAAUUCUCCAAUAUUAUUUGUAUUAUUCAGGAAUCUGUUUUUGUUGUGUGUAAUUUAACCUAACUUAGAGGGGCUGGAAGGGUAUCUCGGGGACUGAGAGCACUUAGCACUCUUUUAGAGAUUUGAGUUCCAUUUUCAGCACCCCAUGGGGCAGAUACAUCUGUCACUGCAUCUCUGGGAUUGCUGGUAUCUUCUUCAGGCCCCUGCAGGCACCACACUCAUCUGCACACACCUCCACACAGACAUACACAUACAUCCAUACAUAAUAAAAAUAAAUGUUCAUGGGAGUUUAAAGUCUGGACAAGGAUUCUGGAGUUAUUCCCUCUCCUGAAUUUUCCUCAUAAUGUUAAAUGGGUUUCUGCCAGCUUUAACAGUGAGUUUUAUGUGUAUUCUAACAUUUAAUCCUCUCUAUAGCCGUUGCUCACAUCACAGUUAUUUCCAGUCUAGAACUGAGGAAAAAUGAUUCACUCGGGAUCACUCAACCAAUUACAGAGCCUUGUGCACACUUGCUGGUGGCUUUGCCUGUGUCUGAUGCCAGUGAAUCCCACAGCUGUCUAGGCCUGGCCUUAGCUGAGGAUUGGUCUGCACUGCAGUUCAGACAAGCCUCCAGGCCUGUGCAUCUCUCACUCUGCUUUUUCGUCAAAAAUUUUCUGGGAAUCAUUUAUGCUUUCAGUGCUGUCUUUGCCUCAGUUUUUUUUCUCCAUGGAGUAUCAUUUUCUUUGAUCUUGUACACUUCUUUUAUUAAAACCUCAGCCU
Mus caroli (Ryukyu mouse) is the source of this 5394-nucleotide messenger RNA. RefSeq names its product G protein-coupled receptor 52 (gene Gpr52). Gene Ontology annotation, cellular component: membrane. Lineage: Eukaryota; Metazoa; Chordata; Mammalia; Rodentia; Muridae. The record is from RefSeq and is a predicted model, not a curated record. Gene Ontology annotation, biological process: G protein-coupled receptor signaling pathway. Gene Ontology annotation, molecular function: G protein-coupled receptor activity.